AUGCAGCGAUGCACACUGAAGUCACUUACUGUCGAUGCGUUAUUAAGCUCUCCCCGGCGCUCUGCCCCCUCGCCUGCGCUCACGCCGUCAUUCGCGCUCACGCUGUCAUCCGCGCACGCGCCGUCCCCACCCACUAGGCCGGUCAUGCCAGUCACGCUUAAGGUCGCUGGUUCCUGGUCCGGGCAGGUCGAAAUUCCGUCCCUGACCGAAUGGACCGUGUGCAAGCUGCGGGCGGAGCUUUCGCGCCUCUCCCGGAUCGACGCGGGCAGUUUAAAAAUAAUAUGCGGUGGACGCACGCUUAAAGACGAGGCGGAGGCGGAGGGGGAGGCGGAAGGGGAGACGGGGCGAGCGGGGAAAGCGGCAACGGGGGCGGAAGUGAGAGUUGCGGAGGGGAAUACGGGGGGUGUUGGGGAGGAGAAUAGCGAGGGGAAUAAGGAAGGGGACAAGGGGGAGGGGAAGGGGACGGGAAAUGGGUUGGGAAAGCGGAAGGGCGGGCGAGGACGGACCUUAGAGGAGGUUGGGGUGAGGGCAGGUUCACGGCUUCUGGUGACAGGUGGCGGCAGGCGAUUGGGCGGCGAGAUUGCAGCGGAGGCGAAGAGAGCAGUGGAAGAGGAAGCUGCGAGGAAAGAGGCGGAAGAGAGGUUGGCACGGCUGAGGGCUGCAGCAGCUGCCAUUGCACGGAGAGGCAGGGCGGGCAGAGGGGGAAGGGGAGGGCAAGACGUGAGGGGUGAUGAUGAUAAUGCCAAUGGUGGUGGGGAUGAUGAUGACGAUGAUGCUGAAUUGCUGCUGGAGAAUCAGAGUGGGCAGAGACUAGAAAUGGCGCCAAUCGAUAAACGGUCUCUCGUAACAGGUCUGCUGUUGCACUCCCAUGGCCGAUCUCUCCUCACCAAAGGCAAUUUCGUGGAAGCCCUCCCUGUGCUGGAGAUGGCAGAGGAAGCAUUCAGCAUCUGCGAUGCCAAGAUCACAGAGUCUAUAGACAACAUUCCAAUGCUCCUACUGGACAUCGUAUGGUGCCACUACAUGACAAAAGACGUCGCCAGUCUGGCAUCCGCUAAAGGACGGCUUGCUGCCGCCCGGUCAGCUCUGCGCAAGGCGCACGGCGCGGACAUGUCACGGCUGAGGAUGCUUCAGGGAAACUUUCGACCUGAGCUAGCCACGUAUCUCCGCCUUGACCUGCUAGACGCCAUUGCAGCAUACCACAGUGGAGACCUGACGGGAGCCCGACCGCUACUAGCAUCGGCCCAGUCCCUCUUUCAGCAGCUGCAGGUUUCAGACGAGUCAUUGGCCAGCCUCGCAGGCAUGGGCUUCUCGGCCAAUGAGGCGAGGCGUGCACUGCGCGUGGCGGGCGGUGACGUGAGCCGGGCGGCGGAGUUUGUCAUCUUGCAACGGCAGCGGGAGGCAGAGAAGGCAGAAGAGGACAGAAGGCAGAGGCGGAUGGAGAGGGAGCAGCGGGCCUAUGGGAGGACGCCACGUGGCAAGAAGGUGGACAUGCGGCUGCUGGACGAGCUGGCAGCAUAUGGCUUCACGCGGCGGGUGGCAGCAGAGGCGCUGAGGCAGAGCGAGAACCACCACCAGAGGGCCCUAGACGCGCUUCUUGACCCCAACUCCCUCGCUGCUCUCGAGGCAAUUCCACCCUCCCUGCCCCUCUCUGCCCAUCUUUGCCCAUCUCUACCGCUCUGA
Molecule: messenger RNA, 1680 nt
Organism: Closterium sp. Naga37s-1
Lineage: Eukaryota; Viridiplantae; Streptophyta; Zygnematophyceae; Desmidiales; Closteriaceae
Source: the annotation of a GenBank genome assembly